AAUACACGAAUCACCCCAUGUUUGUGUUAAACUAAAAACCCCAGCAGCAGGGAAAAUUCGUCAAGAUAUUUUAGCUUCCUUUUUUUAACAAGAGCGUACGGAAUAUACGAUUGAAUAAUUUCAAGGCCAAAGAAAACAUAAAACCAAGCUAAUUUUUUCAAUAUGGGUGCAGAUGAUCGGGAUAGGCGCAGGCAUAGGAGUCGCUCACGUUCUCGCGAUAGGCGUCGUUCACGUUCCCGUGAUCGCGAUCGUCGUGACCGUCGCGAUGAGCGAGGCAUGGCCAAUAUACCCGGCGCCAGCAGUGGGCCCCGUGGCAGAGGUAACACAAAACGUCGCAAGCCAUCCUUGUAUUGGGAUGUGCCUCCACCGGGAUUCGAACACAUUACGCCGCUGCAAUACAAGGCAAUGCAAGCAUCUGGUCAAAUACCCGCCAAUACUGUACCCGAUAUUCCCCAAGCCGCCGUACCGGUUGUAGGUUCUACUAUCACAAGACAGGCUCGACGACUGUAUGUUGGCAACAUACCAUUCGGUGUAACUGAAGAUGAAAUGAUGGAAUUCUUUAAUCAACAAAUGCAUUUGACCGGUUUGGCUCAGGCUGAUGGCAACCCCGUCUUGGCUUGUCAAAUAAAUUUGGACAAAAAUUUUGCAUUUCUUGAAUUCCGCUCAACCGAUGAAACAACUCAGGCCAUGGCUUUCGAUGGCAUCAACUUUAAGGGACAAAGUUUGAAAAUACGACGACCACAUGAUUACCAACCAAUGCCGGGAGUUGUUGAUGCCUCACCCAUGCCGCAACCUGUUUCAAAUGGUGUUAUAUCCACAGUUGUUCCAGAUUCUCCGCAUAAAAUAUUUAUUGGUGGUUUACCAAAUUAUUUGAACGAGGAACAGGUUAAGGAGCUACUUCUGUCGUUUGGCCAACUUAGGGCGUUCAAUUUGGUUAAGGACGCUGGCACCGGUCUGAGCAAGGGUUAUGCUUUUACCGAAUAUGUUGAUCACACCAUAACAGAUCAGGCAAUUGCUGGUUUGAAUGGCAUGCAAUUGGGCGAUAAAAAGCUUAUUGUACAACGUGCCAGUGUUGGGGCUAAAAAUGCUCAAAAUAACUCAGCAACAGCAGCGCCAGUUACCAUACAGGUACCCGGUUUGGCAAUGUUGGGCAUUUCUGGACCACCCACCGAAGUUUUGUGUCUUCUCAACAUGGUUACACCCGACGAGCUGCGCGACGAAGAAGAAUAUGAGGAUAUCUUGGAAGACAUCAAAGAGGAAUGCAAUAAAUAUGGCGUUGUUCGAAGUGUGGAGAUACCCCGACCAAUUGAGGGUGUUGAUGUGCCGGGUUGUGGUAAAGUUUUUGUAGAAUUCAACUCGGUUAUGGAUUGCCAAAAAGCCCAACAGGCAUUGACCGGACGUAAAUUCAGUGAUCGUGUUGUAGUCACAUCUUACUUUGAUCCAGACAAAUAUCAUCGUCGUGAAUUCUAAGGCAAAGAAACAAAGCGAAUGGGGAAGUACAAUUAAUUACCUAAAGAUAAUGAAACAAUUAAGAAUCAACAACCUCCUCCCCCUGGUACCAACAACAGUUUACAGAAAUCACAAAUAUUUUGAGUGAACAUAAAUGUUCGUAUAUAAAAAUUACUUUAUUAAACAACAACAGCAAAAUCUUUUCAUAUAUACAAAUAUUAAUAUACGAUGGAGCGUUUAAUGAACGUCAAAUCUCUUUAUAUAUAGAUAUUUGUAGGUAUAUUCCUAACAUAUUUCAUUCUUUUAUAUAUGAGUGUAUUGAUAAUUGACAAUUUUCUUCUUUGAUUUUGUUAAAUUGUAAGCUAGUUUAAUAUAUUUGCAUAUACUACAGACAUACAAUAUUUCUUGCGUGUAAAGCAGAAGUCGAAUGGACAUUGAUGCCACUGGAAGAAAAAGAAAUUAAUUUAUCAAUAAAGUAUAACACAACAA
Musca domestica (house fly) is the source of this 1938-nucleotide messenger RNA. Its product is annotated as splicing factor U2AF 50 kDa subunit. Gene Ontology annotation, molecular function: pre-mRNA 3'-splice site binding; poly-pyrimidine tract binding. Gene Ontology annotation, biological process: mRNA processing. The coding region runs from base 163 to 1470 and encodes 435 amino acids. The transcript is spliced from 5 exons. The record is from RefSeq and is a predicted model, not a curated record. Gene Ontology annotation, cellular component: commitment complex; U2AF complex; U2-type prespliceosome. Lineage: Eukaryota; Metazoa; Arthropoda; Insecta; Diptera; Muscidae.